Hyla sarda is the source of this 7551-nucleotide messenger RNA. It is a transcript of the gene ARHGEF40, whose product is annotated as Rho guanine nucleotide exchange factor 40. The record is from RefSeq and is a predicted model, not a curated record. Bases 505 to 4866 code for a protein of 1453 amino acids. The transcript is spliced from 22 exons. Lineage: Eukaryota; Metazoa; Chordata; Amphibia; Anura; Hylidae. Gene Ontology annotation, molecular function: guanyl-nucleotide exchange factor activity.
GAGACUGGCCAGCUCUAAUGUGUGAGGAGAAAGAGACAGUUCAACUGUAAUGUGUGACGAGAAAGACAGCCUGAAUGUAAUGUGUGAGAAGAAAGAGACAGUCCAACUGUAAUGUGUGAGGAGAAAGACAGCCUGAAUGUAAUGUGUGAGGAGAAAGAGACAGUCCAACUGUAAUGUGUGAGGAGAAACAGCCCAACAGUAAUGUGUGGGAACAAGUUGGCAUUUGACUGUAGGGAGCUGGGAGACGGCAGUAAGAGGAAAGGUAGUAUAAAAGCCGGGAGAACAAAUCACAGAGCCCGAGGGGCGGUGAGGCGAGAAGAGGGGGGCGCCGGGCUCAAGCUCUCCCCCUCACAGGUCCCCCAGUGUGAGCAGAGAGAGAGAGAGGAAGGCAGGAGGAGAUGCUGCGCGGAGACCGCUGUCUGAGACUGUCACCAAGAGAGAGCACCGCAGGACCCGGCACACAGACACUCGCAUAGAUAUGUGACUGCACAUCCGCAGCAAGACAUGACUCCUCAGUCUGUGGAGGAUUGCUUACAGAGUACAUUAUCAUCCCUUUAUCCUCCAUUUGAGGUGACGGCACCAACACUGCUGACCCAAGUGUUUUCUGUGCUAGAGAGGACAUAUCGUGAGGACCCUCUGAGAUAUACUUUGGAAUUUCUCAUACCAGCCAAGAGAAUCCUGCAGAAUGUGCAACACCAGGCCUGCUCACAAUACAGUGGAUUUCUCUUUUUCCAUGAAGGCUGGCCACUCUGUCUUGGUGAGAGGAUCCUCAUCCAACUCUCCUCUCUUCCAUGGCACUUUUUAAAGCCUGGAGAUUUUUACUUACAAGUGGUGCCAUAUUUGGAAUGUUCUCCCAGGCUUGUGCUGAAGUGCCUUUCUCAGGAUGGCAGUGGUGUACAAGAGAUUGUGGUACCUGAAUCCUCCCAUUCAUUUCUUUUUUCUGCUGAAUGGCUUAACAGCAUUAAUAAAGACCGUAGCUCAGUCCGCCUUGAGAAUUGUUUAGCUGCUGUAGAGGAAAAGGUCCUUCGACUACCAUGGUCAGAAGUAAUCUAUCCUCGAUUCAUCCAUAAGGAUGGCUUUAUAGUUGGGAGAAGAUGCCCUCCAGGUCCUCUAAUGCCACCUCUGGAGUUUAGAAGUCCCGGUGAUGGGGGAAUCACCAUUGGAGAGGUGGUGGAUCCCAAAGGCAAUACUCAUUUGGUACCGUCAAUUAAUCAAGAAGAAAUACACAGCUGGAGCGUUGGUGCUAUUUCACCACAUGUGCUGGAUGCCCUCUGUGGCUCUGCUGCAGACUCUGUAGAAGGAGAAUAUGUAGAACUAAGUCCUCCCCAUACUGGGUUACUAAGCAGAGAUGACAGUCCCAGGGAUACAUGGCUGUCAAGAGCAAAGACUGCUCCAAGCAGGAAAGGUAAAAAGAAAGCUCCAGAAGCAUGGCUCCACCAAAGGAAGCCUGGAAAGGUGGGUUCUUUGAGCACUUUAAAGGGGAGGUCUGAAGAGGUAUGGGAAGAUAGAUUGUGCACCGGAGAUAUUGGAGAGCAAACUAAACCUUCAACAGAGGUAAACAGUUACUGGGAUGUUGAUACAUCAAAAUACUCUGCCGAAAGUGAUGUGUUGGCUGAAUGGAGAAAAGGUUUGGACCUUCUUCAGAGACGUGAGAGAGUUAUAUUUUCAGAGAGACAGUUAAAGGGAUCUUCUGAAAUUCAGGUAAGAAGUGUCAAGGACUGUGAAGUGGAACAGAUGGAAAUAUCUUGGGAAGUCGAGAAAACUGUAAACAAAAGUAGAUCUCAGGAAGUUGACAAUUUAUCAGAUUCAAUAAAAGGAUGCUCUAUAAAUGAUAAUAUCGACAAAGAGACAGAUAAUGUUCCCUCCACUUGUGACAUUACUGCAGAUGGACAAAACCUGUCCUCUGGAGAGAACUUAGAACCAUCUAAAGAAAAAUGUGAGAACAUAACCAGUAUAGAUGACAGCUCAAAACAAGCACUUAAGAAAGAAAGUAAACAACUUAUGGAUAUCCAUAGUAAAGUGUGUCCUUCAAGGGGCUCCUCAGUGAUCAGAACAGGCAGAACCUGGGCAGAUGGUCAAGAAAUGUCACAUGUUGAAGAAAAAGCUGUUGAGGAUAUUCAGGAGGCAACUAUUGAGGCAAAAGACCUUCAAGAAAAAGAAAAGCAUCCUGUUUGGGAUCAGAUCACAGAGUCAUCUCAUAAGACAGGAAGAGGGCGAAGAAAAAAGAGGAAUAAGAGGGGUAGAGGGGCUGUAAGAACAGAUGCAAGAAAAGGAGUUCAUACGGUUGAGCAGAGCAAAUCUAGUGGCAAGGAAGAAGAAAAUAAACCUUGUACCACCUCCAAAGAUGAAGUGGACAUCGACAGAAUUGGUCAGGAGACAAAUGAACAAAGAUUUUCUGCCGAGCUAGUGGAAAAAGUUUCUCCGUGUGUCAAUGAACUUGAUGAACCACCUUCUUUACCAAAAACAGAACUAGAUGCAUCUCUUACCCAGAAGUCUCUGCUGCAAUCAUCCCCUAUUUUAGAUUUCAACCACCUUCAUAAAGAUGUUAAUUGGGACAUACUGGAAUCUGGAGUCUGCUGCUUGCUCGGUGCCCAGGACAGAGAGAAGAGAGCACUGCUGAUUGUAACUCCGCCUAAGGCUGCAGCAGAAUACUCUCAGGAAAACAUUCAGGAAACAAUAUUAUACUUGUUCUCCCUUCUCAGAUCUGAUCUACGUGAUUUGGGUAUGACCCUCAUUGUGGAUCUGCGAGACUGCAAUUCUGACUCUUUCCUUCAACUGCUUCAAGAAACCAGGGACAUCCAUGCUUAUAUAAAGUGCACUUUAAUAGUAUGUAAUACAGAGAGCCCUGCUCCAGUAAGAAGUGGUCUUUUUGAUGCACAGGUUGUAGAAAUGUCAGACCUGACAAAGUAUAUUGAAGCAGAAGAGCUGCCAGAGAGUCUUGGGGGAGAAAGGCCAUAUGUACACAAUGAGUGUGUGAGGAGCCAGCGGUCUUUGUGGCGCCUCCACUCUUUGUGCUGUGAUGUGCUUGACUCAUUGGAGAAGGUCACACAAGAAGUAGAAGCUGAUAUUACUGAGGAUAUUCAGUGGCUGAUUUGUCAUCAUCGUGAUGCCAUGAAAAAAACACUUACAGAUGAGAAACUUCAAAGACUGCAAAGAGAUGGAGGCACUCUUGUAGCAAGACUACAGAAGUCACCUUAUCUGAGACUUUAUGAUCCAAUCACCUUUGACUUGUAUGAGAGGGUUGAUGAGGCACUGCAUCGUCUAGUCCAGUUGUCCAACCAGAAACUCCAAGAGCUGGAGGCAAAAUUUCCGCCACCUGACUUUCAUAACAGAACUCUUGAGGAUUCUCAGAGUCUUUUUGAUGCACAAGGACAUGGAAUAGACAACCGUGGGGAGACCCAAGAUAUACGAAAAUUAGAGGUAUCGCUUAUGGACACAGAUAAUCGCAAGGUAGAGGUUGGUGUCAGGAUCCGGGGUCUGGAAGUCAGUAGCCGAGAGCUUGCUGACCGUACCUGCAGUCCACCACGUGGUCAUGUUCUAAGUAGAGGUGAUGGAAGAGGACCAGAUGCACCUUGGGGAGGAGUUCCCAGACCAGAGGGAAAGAGGUCUCCCCAGCGCUUACUAUUAGAUCUCCUGUGCUCUGAGCGAAGUUACGUGCAGUCUUUGCGACGCUCUCUGGAAGUUAGAGGGACGUGUCCGGCUGGCCUUGCCCUGAGAGGGAGCUUGGAGCAACUUCUUAAUUUCCACACUCAUUUCCUGAGAGACCUUCAGAAUUGUGUGUCUCACCCCCUGACUGUCUCUUACUGCUUCCUGCAGCAUGCAGAUCAGUUUCGUUUAUACUCGGUGUAUGUGAAAAACAGACAGAAGGUGGAGCUGUUCCUUCCAUCCCCCAGUGGGAGUUUAAAGGGCAAAAAGAGAGACCAGAAGGAAGAGGAAGAGUCAAGGGGAGUUUUGCAGAGACCAUUGGAGCAAUUGGACCAGUAUCAGCGCUUUCUUGGAGACAUGAUACAAGAGUGUGACCAUGAUGCUGAGCAAGAACGACAGUCUCUAAAUGCUGCACGAGAACUUGUUGGCUCGCUGGUACUUCAUGGAAAAAAUUUGCUUGCUGCUGAAGCCAUUCGUGGAUUUGAGGUGGAUGAAAAAGAAUAUGGUCGCCUUCUGCUUAAGGAUGUAUUUACUGUGUUAUCUGGAAGGAAGAAGUCCUUGCGACAUGUUUUCUUAUUCCAAAAACUAUUGCUUCUCAGUAAACUGAAGACAGCCGAGGGAGGUCUGGAGACAUAUGGAUUCAAACAAGCUUUUAAGACAGCUGAUAUGGGCAUCACAGAGAAUGCUACAGAGGGAGACACACGAAUUGAGCUCUGGUUCCGUCGCCAAAAGUCACGAGAAACAUUACUUCUCCAAGCAGAGACUUCAAAUGUGAAAGAAACUUGGACUAAUGAGAUCACAAAACUGUUAUGGGAUCAAGGAGGACUAAGUAAAGAGCAUCGAGUCCAGGACACAUCCACAAUUGGUUCAAGUCAUCGAUCUUUUCUGGACAUUAAGGCUGGAUUCAAUGCAAUAAGUGAAAGGACAGUAAGUGCUCUCCUGACGGCAAGGGGUUCUCGUACCCGUGCUUCUGUUCCUUUCUCUUCUUGUGACAAUAGUUCUUCCCCUCCAUCAUCUCUCAGCCUUGCACUUACAUCAGGACAAAGCCCUCGGAGGCUGCGGUCACCUGGAGGGGUCUCUCUUCCAGAAAAAAUCAGUGAAGAGAUAGGUGAAGCCUUCACAGGUGGUCCAGUGUGCCUAAAGUCAAUCUCGCCUAUUACAGAGAGAGAAAAGCCAAAGGAUUUGCCCAUUGAAGCAGUUUUUCCAUCCACUUCUGUGUAAUGGCAUGUUCCUUCAUUAUUUCAUAAAAACUUUGCAUUACCCUUCCAGUGCCAUGAAUACUAUAGAACAUGUUCAGCAUUUCAACCACCUCAGCAAAUGACGCUGCUUUUACCAAGAAACCAAAAAUGAACAAGUCAAUGCUCAGCUUUAGGCUGGUCAGUGAAAUGAUUCUGGUUAGUUAGAAAAAAAAAUACAGCUAUGAUUCUACUGGAACUUGGACUUUCUCUGGCUUUUUGUAUUCUUACUACCUGGUGAGAAAGAAUUGAAUGUUAGUUCUAGUCUUAUAAUAGUGAAAAAGAAGGCGUAAUGAAUAGGACCAUAAUACAUAUAAAGCGGUAUAUGGAACCAGAUCAUUGGAUCUUUUAAGCUAAGUUUCCACCACCACCACCACCAAAAACUGCACUGUCAUUUUGCACUCCCAAGAUGUUUUUAAAAAAAAUAGUGGAUUUUAGUCUCAUGCGAUUCUUUUAUCAUGUGACUCAAGGAUUUCUAUUGAAGAAUUUGGGGGGAAAAACACCAGCGCUAAACCAACAUGGCAUUUUGGAUGGUAUUUUUGGCUACCAUAGACUUCUGUUGGAGGAAAACGCCAAAAAAAAACACCACUGAGCCCAAAACCAAACAUGAACACCUGAGAUGAGUAUUAUAAAAAAUAAACGAAAAGGAAAAAAAAUGCUAAGUGGGUUUGGCAAUUAAUAAAUCCCUAUUUACGUUCAGCUAACAUCUUGCAGCAUACAUUUUUCACCCAAAAAAUAACUUUGCAGCAUUUGUGAUGUUUUUUUGAGGGGCAUUUAUGCCAGUGGAAGGAAACCUAGCAUUACAUUCAUAGUUCAAAAAAUAUAUAGCUGUAAUCCAUUUAUAAACAUGGACAUAUUUUAUCAGACAUAGAUAUAUUUUUACAACCAUAAUACCAAUGGUUACUGCAAUUUAUUACUAAUAAGCCUAAUAUAGCAUGACAACUGUCAGUGUCCUCUAAAUAUAGCCUGGUAUGGUGGCUUUACUAGAUGGCUAUUAAUACAUAUCUCUUAUCUGUGGCUGCUCCCUGCUCCAAAUACUUAUUACAGUAUAAAUACAGCAAUAGAAUAAGAUUUAUAUCUGAACGGUACUUGCUAGAAAAAGCCAUAGAAACAUAUCCUAUUGCAUAUCCAGUUCUAAAUAUGCCAGCCAUUUAAAAACGAAGGAGAAUAAAAGGGAUGAAAUAUGAAAUCAAAUACUAUGCACUCGCCUCAGAUAGACUGCUAUACAAAUGGAUAACUGGAUUAAUAGAGAAAACUGGACAAUGGCAGCCAUACAGCUGGGACCUAGUAACAGCUUGAAUGGCCUCAGUUAUAAGAGCCAGGAAAUCAAUGCCAUAUAGGUCAACAUAUUAUGGUGGACAGGUUCAGAGACCUGAGCUAUAUGAUUUAUCUCAGCUUCUAUGGAGGUGAUUCAUAAUGAUGGCACUUUUCUUAUCUCCAUUAUUGUGCCUUUGGUAGAAAUCAAUGUUCUUCCACCUAGAGCUUGCACUUUUUUUUAAACAAUGUUAACCUUCGUUUUCAUGCAGUAGCAAAUAUGCAUGCACAUAUGGGAUGUAAAAUGAAACCCAUGCCUAUGAAUACCUAUAUAUUUUAUGUAGUCUGUGUAUAUGUCUCUUUAGAUCCACAUUGCCUUUUGUCCACCCUUCUGCAUUUUCUUUCUUCGCUCAAUAGAAAGGGUCUAACCUGAUAUGUAGAGAUCAAUAAACUCUGCCUGGCAGCCUGCAGCAGAAGCGUUUAUAAAGAGAUGUAUUGAUUGUAUCCUCUCUACAGGAAACAAUGAGAUUUGGAGAAAAAGGAGGAGAGAAUCUUUGCUCUUUAGUUUUGCUGCAGUACUUCAGGGGGGCUUAGAAUGUAUUCAUCUCUGCUGGGUUAUGCCUGACAUGGUACACCAAUUUGGAACUAGUUAUUGUUCUUAAAUCUUUGUUUAAUGCUAUUAUGGUACAUACCUAAUCAUGCUUUGUUUUAUUCCUUACAUGAUGGUGCAAUCCCUGCCGGACAAUGCUUUAGAAUGGUACAGUCUGUUUGCAUCAGAUUGGCGCAGUCUCUGCCAUUUGUUUGUCUGGGAAGGAGUUGUAGUAAUUGUCCUUCUGCCUUUAGUAUAAAAAAAAGUACAAUCAUUCAUAGUGUGCUUUAAUUUUAUAUAAAACAGGUACAAGUAAUUUUUUUUUGCAAACAAUGACAAUGCAAUUUAAAUGUCCUUGUUCACGAUAUCAUACAUUUAUUCUGAUUGAGCUAGAGAAUAGAAAGGCAUUGAUUUAUAUAGGCCUAAAGUAUUAUUCUCACGUAUAUUUCAUCAUUAACAUCAUUUAGCACUUUUUUUUUCUAUCCUGUGUAUUGUAUGUGGUUUGUCUUUGGCACAUUUUUUUUAUUAAUAAACGUGUAUGUCUGUCAGUGAAUAUUCUGCUUAAUAUUUUUUGGGUUUAAUUUUGUAUAUAAUGCUUUGAGUUAGUGUUUGAUGUUUCACAUUACCAGUCAUUACUAGGGAGCACUCUAUGAUAUGAUUCUUUUCACAGGCAACCAACGUUAUAAGCAAAUUAUGUGUAACUGAGUGACUAGAAAGAAUGAAAAAUAGUUUGCUGUAAUUGUGAAACAAGAAUAAUGAUAUACAGUAUGUGUAUUUUAUAUGAUUCCAUGUAGAAAAAAACAGAGGAGUAAAUUGUUUUGGCAGAAA